CUGAGGAACUGAAGAGGGUGAACUGAGUGGGCCCUCUCGACACAGCGGCCAUUUUACAGAGGGGAACCGGUCCUAAAAGUAACUAACAUAUGACUGGGGACAAGUGGGGUGAAAGCGCCACAUAAGGAUUGUGAGAUCACUUCGUUCUCAAUGAAUCACCAUAAUCCGCCUGCAGCAUGAAAAGCUGGAGCAGGAAACUCAGGAGUCAAGAGGCUGACAGUGUGGUUGGGUCCUCCUCUAGUAAGAGGGACUCCAUAAGAGAUCCACCAGUGCCUAUGUGGGUGACUCACACACCCACACCGGAUAAUAUCACGGAUGACGAUGAUGAUGACGAUGACGACCACACAUCCAGCUCUCCACAUCAUGCAGAGACAGAGAAAAAAGGGGGCAUGAAGGAAAGACUGAAGUCCCUCCUCCCUCCCUCAUGGGGAGGCUUUGCACACAGACAGGCAGGAGAAAGUGACAGUUUAAAUGACUCUGAGGGCAGCACCAGAGGGAUCAAGAUCCUUCCUAAUGGGACCAGAGUGAGCCCUCCUGUAAGCCCCCUGCUGGAGCGCAGAAACUGGGCUGAAUCACUUGGCAGCUCCAACCAUAGCUCCCAUAAGCCUUUAUUAAGGGAUAGCCCAUCUGAUGAUGUGUUCAAUGAGGGCCUCAGAGAGGAAUCCCUGCUCACAAGUAUCCACCCUGCAGAGUACUACGCUGAAAAACUGGAGGUCUACAACCAGAAAUACUCUUAUUUAAAGUCCUGGCCAGGGCUGCUCAGACUCCUUGCAGGACUUCAGCUCUUAUUUGGGGGCAUGGUGUUUGCCUGUGUCAUCUCCUACAUUCACAAAGACAGUGAGUGGUCAAACACAUAUGGACACUAUAAUGGUGCAUAUAACAACGGGCUGGGCUUGUCUGGUUACAGCUAUACUGGCCCCAUGACUCCCUUCAUACUGGCAGUAGCUGGGCUCUCCUGGAUUAUCACCCUCAUCCUUCUAGUGAUGGGAAUGACUAUGUAUUAUCGCACCAUCCUCCUUGAUGCCCCCUGGUGGCCACUGACGGAGGCUUUCGUCAAUGUGACCCUGUUCCUGCUCUACAUGGCAGCAGGGAUUGUCUACUUGAACGACUUGAACCGCGGGGGGCUGUGCUACAUGACGAUAGGUGUUAACCCCAUCUUGUCCAAUCUGUGUCGUGUUGAUGGGGGCCAGAUGGCGGGGACUGCUUUCAUCUUCAUCAACAUGGCAAUGUAUCUUGGAAGCUUUUUGGUGUGUCUAAAGAUGUGGAGGCAUGAGGCUACACGCAGGGAGAGGGAGUACUAUGAGAACCAGCCCCAGGAGGCGAACCACCCAACCAUCCCACUGACCCUUCAAAAAACAAAGCGCAUAUCAUUCAAGGAUGAAACGGAUAAUUCUCAGAGGAAAGACAUCAACCAACCUGAGCUCUAUUCAGAACGCAAAUGGGCCCCAGUCAGUGGGAACAGAACCACAGCACCUGAAUAUAUUCCUAAAGUGCAUGUUGUUGCCGACUACGUCAUAAAAUAUCCGGAGAUCAGCUGUGUGGAGGAAAGAGAAAAGUACAAAGCUGUGUUCAAUGACCAGUAUCAGGAAUACAAGGACCUCUACAGGGACAUCAGCACCACCCUCAGCAAGUUCAGAGAGCUGGAUGCCAUGAUGGAAAAACUCCUCAGAGGUGGAAAAAGCAAUGAGAGUCAGCAGAGGAUACAAGACCUGUUGAUGACAUUUCAGAAGAAGAAGAAUGACCCUGCUUUUCUGGAGAAAAAGGAGCGCUGUGAAUAUCUGAAAGCUAAAUUGAGCCACAUCAAAAACAGAAUCCGCUCUUUUGACCAGGAAAUGAUGAGAAAUGAAGAGUGAGUUAUCACAUCUCAGUACUAUGAUUCCCCUCCUAUGUACAGCCCCCCUUACAGCACCAACUCCCUCAGCUUCUACCCACCGAGGAGUGUUCACUCCCCACAGAGCCAGUAUGUCCCUUACACUUACAAUGUCCCUCAAGACUCCUACUACCGGGAGGAGAAGCCUCAACUCUUCUACCGCUGGUUUUCUCCUCCUGGAUUUGUUAAAGCCUUUCAGGGAGCCACAGCCCUCAUGUGUUUCCUCAUCUUCGCCUGUGUGGCUUCAACCCUGGUAUGGGACAUGAAUGGAUUUGGGUAUGGGGGCUACGGCAUUGGGGGUUCUGCAGCUGUAGCAGGGGCUGUUGCAGAAGGAUAUUAUGGAGGCAGCUACGGUUACAGUAGCUCAUACAUGACGCCACUGUCUGCAAAGGCGGCUAUGAUUUCCAUGGCGGCCAUUAACUUCCUAGUUUCACUUGGGUUCCUGGUGGCCAGUUUCUCGCGGUCACGGAUAAUGAGGGGAUGCACCUUCUACCUCACAGUGUUCAUCUGUGACAUCAUCUUAGCUGUCCUGCAGGGCAUCAUUGACAUCAUCUUUGUGAUCGGGGUGAACCCGAUGUCUCAGAGCUCACAGAGCAUGCUCUAUAACCCCAUGCUGAUGAUGUGUCAGAACAUCCAGGGUAGCCCAAGCAUCAGUGGCAGUGUGGGGGCCGGUUUUCCAGGAGGGUUCCCUAUGUACAAUCAAUACCUGCACCACUACUGCUACAUGGACCCUGAGGAGGCCGUGGCAUUAGUGUUGGGUUUGAUGGUGGUCAUAGCCCUGUCCUUCUCUGCUUACUACGCCUACAAGACCCGCAGCAAGAUUUGGCGACACGGCAAAGCCAAUGUCUUAUGGGACGAGCCACGGAGCAGAUUGUCUGAGGGGCAGAACGUACAAGAUUGGGUGGACCAUGUUGGAGAUGCACGCAGCACUCAGCAGGCACCAACUGUCGUCGUAUCAGAGAGAGCGACUGCACCUGAGCUGAGGGCGGAGAACAGUGUGGUCUCCUACGGCAACAGGACAGUUAGCAUCCACAGUGAGGGGAAUUAUAAAAGCAACAUUUUCUCAGCAGACAACAGUAACGGUCGAGGUGCAGAGCCUCUGUACCAGAACAGCCAGGUGAUGGUUUGCUCCAGCAGCUCCUCGGACCAGACCGACAGCAUCAGAAAAAAUCACCAUCAUCGUCAUCCUCGUCAUGUAGAGAGGAAGCAGAAGGAGGAUCCCGCGCACAGGCCUGCUGCUCAGGAUGUGAUGGAGUCCCAAUAUGAGACUGGUUACACCACAGGAGACACUGGGAAUGAGCUGGACCGGGACCAUACUGAACACCUGUACAGGCUGUAUCCAGAGAUAACAUCAGACGAGCAGAGGCGUCAGUACAAGAAGGAGUUUGACUCGGAUCUGGCCCGCUACAAAAGCCUUUGCGCCCAAAUGGAUGACAUCAGCGACCAGAUGCACAAGCUGAGUCGAGAGCUCGACAUGUUGGACAGCAGCUCCAUGAAGUACCAGGGUGUGGCAGAUGAAUAUAACCGACUCAAAGAUCAAAAAAGGACACCAGACUAUCAAGCUAAGAAGAGACAUUGCAAAGAACUCCGUCAAAAGCUUUUCCACAUCAAACGUCUGGUGAAAAUCUACGACCAAGGUCUUUGUUAGCAUGUUUAUAAUCUGAACUAACAGCUGUGGAUAAACGCUGACAGUGUGACCUGGCUGGAAAAUAUUAGAGUUUACCCUCCAUAAUGUCUUUAGUUUAAAAGCCUUCCUGUUUGAGCUGUUAUUAUUGCAACCCUGGCCUCAGUGUCACUGAACCUCAGCUGUAUUUGACCCGUGAGUGUACCACUCCUACACAGCUUCUGCAGAUGUCAUGUUAGAUUACUGCUGCUAGCUACUUCACUGUGUGGCUGUAAUACAAAUUCCUUUACAAUAUGGCACUGCUAAAGCUGGAAUCUGUUCUCAGUGUUUUUGGUUAAACUAUUGUUACUGAAUGUGAUAUAAUGGGAACUAAUGCAUGUGAGUUUUAUACAGAAAUGACAUGUAUGAAGAGAAGUAGAAAAGAAAAAUAUUUAAAUAAAUUCAUUAAACUCAUAUUUAAAAAUGAUUCAUUAAUACGCUUAAAAAUUGAUGGUACAUGUUGCAGUGUUUAUUUGGCAUUCUUCAUACAGAUGUAAUUACAACUUUUUUCAAGUAGUUUGCAAAAAAUAAACGAAAAACAAAUGACACUGUCACCUUUUUAUUCUUUUAAUAACAUUGCCAUACACAGAAAACUUUAAAAAUGUAAGAACUCAGUAACACAAAGAUAAGAAAACAUUAAUUAUAUACUUUUUUUUUUAAUUCAGUGAUGAAAUAAUUGAAUGAGUUGUUGCCUAAAAGAUGGAAAUCCAAACAUCGUUCAAAAGGCCUGUUGGUAGAUCAAGAAGCAGGGAUACGCCUGACCUUAAUGCUUAGAUUUAAUUACAGGCUUUACUCUCUUAUAUCUAUCCAUUUCAUAAUUUUGUAAACAUGCAUCUUGAAAUACCAAUUUGAGGUAAAUCCUGGUGGACCAGCAAAUCAAGGCCUGCCUCCUUGCAUUUUGUGAUAUUUUGGCAUUUUAUCCUACA
Molecule: messenger RNA, 4459 nt
Organism: Cheilinus undulatus (humphead wrasse)
Lineage: Eukaryota; Metazoa; Chordata; Actinopteri; Labriformes; Labridae
Exons: 15
Biological process (GO): positive regulation of transcription elongation by RNA polymerase II; snRNA transcription by RNA polymerase II
Cellular component (GO): transcription elongation factor complex; membrane
Molecular function (GO): cis-regulatory region sequence-specific DNA binding
Source: RefSeq, a predicted model, not a curated record